Messenger RNA from Medicago truncatula (barrel medic), 1422 nucleotides. RefSeq names its product histone-lysine N-methyltransferase ASHR2. Gene Ontology annotation, molecular function: protein binding. The transcript has a single exon. The coding region runs from base 180 to 1253 and encodes 357 amino acids. The record is from RefSeq and is a predicted model, not a curated record. NCBI's taxonomy places the organism in Eukaryota, Viridiplantae, Streptophyta, Magnoliopsida, Fabales, Fabaceae.
CUAAUUAAUAAGAAAAUGUUUAAAUCUCUUUGUUGCAUUAUCAGAUCUGUGGAUGCUCAUCCUCUCGCCUAUUCUCUCUCUUCAAUCAUAUCCCACUAUUCACACUUUGGACAUUACAUUACUAAACCUUAAAACUUAAAGUUUGUGAAGUGUAGCCAAUUAAUCCAUACACAAUACUCAUGGCUGCUCAAACUUCAACCUCUCUCUUGAGAUUGGAGCACAUACCUAACAAAGGUAGAGGCCUUAUUGCAACACAAGAUCUCAAAGCUGGCCAAAUAAUCCUCACUGAAUCCCCUCUUCUUCUCUAUUCUGCUACACCUCUUUUCUCUCAUACACCCUCCCCUUAUUGUCACAACUGCUUCAGAACCUUACCACCUUCACAAACAUUUCAAUGUCCUUCUUGCUCAAACUACCUUUUCUGCAGCCAAAAAUGCCUCUCCAUUGCCCUCAAUUCCUCUCAUUCAUCUUGGACAUGUCAAACACUCUCUCAUCUUCAAAACCCUACUUCACCAUUAUCAGAAAAACCUUGUGAACUUCAAGUUCAAGCUCGUUUGAUUGUUGCUGCUUACAAUCUUGCUAUUCACACCCCUUCAAAACUUCAAACUUUACUUUCACUUCAUGGUAAUCCUAAUGAUCAAGAUUCCAUAGUUGAUAAUGCUAAGUUUCUUCAUUCUCUUAUCUCACCUUUUUGUUCACCCCACAUGAAUUUUUCAGCUGAACUAGCUGCUAAAAUCAUUGCCAAAGAAAGAUUGAACUCUUUUUGCUUGAUGGAGCCUUAUUCCCAAAAGGGUCCUCAAAGAUCCAUUAAGGCUUAUGGAAUUUACCAAAAAGCUACUUUUUUUAACCAUGGUUGUAUCCCUAAUGCAUGCAGGUUUGAUUAUGUGGAAAGUGGUGAACCUGGUGAUGAACAUAAUACUGAUAUUGUUAUUAGGUUGAUUAAGGAUGUUGGUGUUGGAAGUGAGAUUUGUAUAAGCUAUUUUAGGAUUAAUAAGGAUUAUUCAACAAGGAAAAAGAUUUUAAUGGAGGAUUAUGGUUUUACUUGUGAAUGUGAUAGGUGCAAGAUUGAAGCAAGUUGGAAUGAUGGAGAGAACAAGUACAGUGAUCUGCCACAUGUGAUUUUCUUAUCUAAGUUUGUUUGUGAUAAGGAGAAUUGUGCAGGUACUAUGGCUCCUCUGCCUCCAAAAGAUGGUGAAAAAUCUAACGUUCUUGAGUGUAAUUUUUGUGGUAAUUUGAAAGUUGACCUUGCUACUUAGGUCUUAUUUGGAUUGGUUUAUCUGAGCUACUAUGUACUUGUAUAAGCAUUUUGUGAGACUGUUUAUGGAAACAAUAUUGCAAUUAUGCUAUAAGUGAUUGAUUUUAUUGUUUAUCCAAACAUGGUCUAGUCUUUUCAAUGGAACUUUUCAGCUUUUAUCUUCUUUUCUA